GUCCAUCUUUGCUGUGGGGACCACUCUCUUGGAAGCACUGCAAUACCCCUGUCUGGGCUACUGAAGAAAGGAAAUGUGGAGAUUGAUCAACACCCUGUGGCAAUAGAAGGAACGUUUGUCCUUGUUCCACCAAAUAGAACUAAACAGAAACUGUCACAAUUACCUUUGGAUCUGGCUCCUACCCUUGGGGUAUCUGUAACUCUCGAAAGGGAGAGGUUGACCACCCAGCCUUUGAUUCCCUUUAAUGCUCUGACUGAAUCUGAACAGCCGCAGGAGAAAGUUCUUUCACCCGUUAAUGGGAAAACGGAGAGCCUGCAGGAGAGAUCCCAGAAUGUCCCAUCUCAAGCUGACCACCACUCUUCAACAGACGAUGUAGCAACAGAAAGUGAAGUGGAAAGCCUUAAGCCUGAAAAAGGCAGAAAAAUAAGGGAAAAUGGGCUGGUGGCCGACUCCUGCCAAGAGGUUAACAAACAAUGUACUGAAGAGCUUCCAGCUUUCAAAUCACAGAGCAGAGCGACAUCACAUCUGUUAUUAGAUCUGCAAAAUCCCACUGGUAAUGGUCCAGUAGCAGCGUACCAGUCCAACCCUGUGGGAGCAUCCAGUUCCUCUGAACCUGUGUCAGCACAGAAAAUUGUCAUCCCAGCAGCCUCUCACCAUUUUUGUUUUUCAAUAGACUUAAGAAGUAUACGUGGUCUGGAAGUUGGUUUUCCAAUAAACUGCAUUUUAAGGUACUGCUAUCCUUUUUUUGGUAGUGCAGCACCCAUUAUGACAAACCCACCUGUAGAAGUCAGAAAGAACAUGGAAGUCUUUCUUCCACAGUCAUAUUGUGCAUUUGAUUUUGCAACUGUACCUCAUCAGCUUCAAGAUACAUUCUUCAGAUUACCUCUGCUGGUUGAAUUGUGGCACAAGGAUAGAACAGCCAAAGACUUACUUCUAGGGAUGGCGAGACUUCAGCUUUCAAACGUUUUGGCUUCAGAAAAAACUCGCUUCCUGGGUGGGAAUGGUGAACAAUGCUGGCGUCAGACUUGUAAUGAAACAGUCAAUAUCUCAGCAGCACAAGGGUCAGGCAACAGAAUAGCAGAGCUCUCAUAUGCCAUCACUUUGGAAGACUACGGCCUUGUGAAAGUGCAAGAAGUUAUGGUGUCAGAUUCUUCUCAAGCUGUAGGUGCUGGUCAACAAUGGCAUGCUCCUCACGCUCAGCCUCGUUGUGCCCCAGAAAACCAUCCAGAGCCUCGAGAAACUCUUGAAUACAAAGCAGCACUGGAGUUAGAAAUGUGGAAGGAAAUGCAAGAGGACAUUUUUGAAAAUCAGCUUAAAAAGAAGGAAAUGGUCCAUAUGGAAGCACUUGCAGAAGAAUGGAAGAAAAGAGAGAGAGAGAGAGAGGCGUUAGUGAAGAAAAAGGUGGCAGAAUAUAAUAUUUUGGAAGAAAAACUUCAGAAAACCCUGAGAGAUCUAGACAAGCGAGAACGACAGCUUUUUAGUGCUGAAUCGGAGAUUCAAAGAGUAAAGGAGGAGCUGCAGGCAGAACAUGACCGAAAUCUGCAGGUGCAGCAGGAUUCUGUGAGACGAGCCAGAGAGGAAUGUGCACACCAGCUUGAGCUAGAAAGGUCAAAAAUCAAACAACUGGAAGAAGACAAGCUUCGCUUACAGCAGCAG
Molecule: messenger RNA, 1656 nt
Organism: Acanthisitta chloris (rifleman)
Lineage: Eukaryota; Metazoa; Chordata; Aves; Passeriformes; Acanthisittidae
Gene: CEP120
Product: centrosomal protein 120kDa
Exons: 11
Biological process (GO): positive regulation of centriole elongation; interkinetic nuclear migration; centrosome cycle
Cellular component (GO): centriole; centrosome
Source: RefSeq, a predicted model, not a curated record